UUAGCCUCUCGGGGAUCCUCCCUCCCCCUCCCAGCGUUUCUCUCAGCGGAGUCGCUGGCGCGCGGCGGCUGUGGUGACUUGCGGUUGGCGCCGCGGGACGUUCCCUCCCCGCCCGCGCCCCACCGCAACCGUCCCGAACGGAGCCUCCGUCGCCCGAGAGCGGUCCCCGUCCAGCCGCUGCCAUGAACACGCCGCUCACCGGGCUGGGCUGGACCUCAGCUGCCAACGUGGCACCCGCCGGCUGGACUGCGAUUACGACCACUGUGGAAGGGGUGUCUGCAAACUUUGGAAAGGGAUUUGCACAGAAGUCUGGCUACUACCUGUGCUUUACUUCAGCUAUAAACUGUGCGAACCCCACAGGAGAUAUAAUAUCUGACGUGGUGAUCCUGAGUGACAAAUCUCCACUGCCUUCUGGAUAUGUUUAUGUUAAAGAAUUUUUAGAUCCAAAAUCUUCUGUCUCUAAGAAGAAAAGGCUGUGUGUAAAGGUGAUUCCGUUGGGAGCUGCAGAUCUAGCUGUGCUAGAGAUCCUGGUCACCAGCAAGAGUAAAUUGCUCCCAAACUAUUUGCGGAUAGGGGAAAUGAGUGGCUUUGCUCUGUGGUGUAAAAAGGAUCAUGUUCUCAAGCCCAAACCCCUCCCCAAGCCACGGAAGAUCAAUCUAGAAAUGAAGCAUCUUUCACUAGAGCCAGACAAUUCUUGUGGUACAGAUGCCCCACCAGAAAGGCCUCCACCUCCAUUUGGCCCCAAAAGACAAGCGACCCUUAAGCACCAUGAGUCCAUAUACGAGAGUUCAAAUGUCUAUGCCAUUUCAGCCAUGGAUGGGGUACCCUUUGCUCUGCAUCCCAAAUUUGAGAACAGCGACAGUGGCAGCACUAAUGCUUCUUCAUUCUUUAAAGACUUCCAUAUUAAAUCUCUCACUGACAUCGAGAAAGAGUAUGACUACAGUUUUGUAGUUGAAAGAACGGCAGCUGCCAGACUCCCACCUACCAUCUCGUAGCAGCUUCUUACUGAA
Gekko japonicus is the source of this 1010-nucleotide messenger RNA. It is a transcript of the gene MVB12A, whose product is annotated as multivesicular body subunit 12A. Gene Ontology annotation, biological process: regulation of epidermal growth factor receptor signaling pathway; viral budding; endosome to lysosome transport via multivesicular body sorting pathway. Gene Ontology annotation, cellular component: ESCRT I complex; cytosol. NCBI's taxonomy places the organism in Eukaryota, Metazoa, Chordata, Lepidosauria, Squamata, Gekkonidae. The record is from RefSeq and is a predicted model, not a curated record. The coding region runs from base 183 to 995 and encodes 270 amino acids. The transcript has 9 exons.